AUGUAACUUUAGAGACGGUCCCUUAAUUUCCGCAUAUCCGCGAAUAUCGAACCUCCAACAUCACACCAACUUUAUCCCAGUCGGUUCAUACACCUUUAAGGGAACGCCCGGGCCUAGUAGUUUUUAGAUCUAGGGUGUGGCCUCGGAUUACAUUCAUCAUGCUUCUUUCACUCACAUUUAGUCCGCUGUGAGGGAACUGAUACAGAAGCACAGCUAAACACAGAUAUCUGACACUUGGGAUUUAUUGUGUAUACUCUGUAUUAGUGUGAAACUAAACGCUUUUGCUCGUGUGUGCAGUAGAAACCUCCUGCGUUUCCGAUUCAGUAAUCCCAGAAACGCUGCUGUCAGUGAUUCGUUACUUCUUCUACCACAGCGCGAACACAGAGGUAAAAGAGAGCGCUUACAGAACUUAACCGGGAGUUUUUCGAAGGAAACCUGGCCCCAUCAUGAGUUGUCAAUUGAAACAAUGGAAAGGAUUAUAAAAGUCAUUCAAGAAGAGGCAGACGAAGACGUUCAGUGCUCUACACUAUUAACUAUGGGACUCUUUGGGCUGUUGAAGAUGCAGUUCGUUUGUCAUCUCAUCAUCUGUUAUGUGUUUCUAGUCAGUGGGCUCAUAGUCAACUUCUUGCAGCUCUGCACACUGCCAUUGUGGGGUAUUAACAAACAGCUGGCUCGCAAGGUCAACUGUAGACUGGCAUACUGUAUCUCCAGCCAGAUGGUGGCACUACUGGAAUGGUGGUCUGGUACAGAAUGUACACUGUACACUGAUCCUGCAUCCUACCCCUUCUAUGGCAAAGAAGAUGCAAUUGUUGUCCUCAACCAUAACUUUGAGAUUGAUUUUCUGUGUGGUUGGACCUUCUGCGAAAGAUUUGGUGUGUUAGGGAGCUCAAAGGUGCUGGCCAAGAAAGAACUUGCAUAUGUGCCUGUAAUUGGCUGGAUGUGGUACUUUCUGGAGAUUGUCUUCUGUAAGAGGAAAUGGGAAGAAGAUCAAAAAACAGUGGUGCAGAGCCUUCAACGCCUUAAGGAUUAUCCAGAGAACUUCUGGGUAAAGUUCCUUCUAUACUGUGAGGGCACUCGUUUCACUCAGAAGAAACACAAGAUUAGUAUGGAAGUGGCAGAGAGAAAAGGACUUCCUAAACUCAAGUACCAUCUCUUGCCUCGCACCAAGGGUUUCUGUGUUACUGUUCAACACCUAAGGGGAAAAGUUACUGCUGUGUACGAUUCUACACUUAAUUUCAGAAACAACCAAACACCAAGCUUACUAGGAAUCCUAAAUGGGAAAAAGUACCAUGCUGAUUUAUAUGUGAGGCGGAUUCCACUGGACUCAAUCCCAGAAAAUGAGUCUGAAUGUGCCAUCUGGCUCCACAAACUUUACCAGGAAAAGGAUGAGUUGCAGGAAAAGUACAGUGUGACUGGUCGUUUCCCUGGCCCCACACUGAGCCCGCCCCGCCGCCCCUGGGCCUUGCUCAACUGGCUGUUUUGGAUCUGUCUUCUACUCUUUCCCCUCUGUCUACUACUCCUGCAGUUGUUCCACUCGGGGUCAGCUUUCACCGUUUGUACUACAGUUGUCCUGUGCUUUGCAGCCUCGCUUGGUGUUCGCUGGAUGAUCGGCCAGACAGAGAUUAACAAGGGCUCAAGCUAUGGAAACAAAGAGGGCCAGCUGAAUAACAAUGCCCAAGGCAGCAAAGUCACCAACAAGGACAGCAGAACUACAAAAACAUCAGCAGCUUGUACGGCAGGGAUCAAGAGCAACCACGAGCAGUUUUCAACAAAGCAAGAGGGUAACACCCAACUGGACCAAGACACUGGCACCUGUUCAUGUUAAGGGAGUGUGAAUCCUCAAACUGGAAAACUGCAUGAAAUAA
Messenger RNA from Ictalurus furcatus (blue catfish), 1865 nucleotides. RefSeq names its product 1-acylglycerol-3-phosphate O-acyltransferase 4 (lysophosphatidic acid acyltransferase, delta) (gene agpat4). The record is from RefSeq and is a predicted model, not a curated record. Bases 467 to 1825 code for a protein of 452 amino acids. Gene Ontology annotation, cellular component: mitochondrial outer membrane; endomembrane system. Lineage: Eukaryota; Metazoa; Chordata; Actinopteri; Siluriformes; Ictaluridae. Gene Ontology annotation, molecular function: 1-acylglycerol-3-phosphate O-acyltransferase activity. The transcript is spliced from 10 exons.